Messenger RNA from Centropristis striata (black sea bass), 6199 nucleotides. It is a transcript of the gene shroom2b, whose product is annotated as shroom family member 2b. Gene Ontology annotation, molecular function: actin filament binding. The coding region runs from base 166 to 4653 and encodes 1495 amino acids. The transcript has 10 exons. NCBI's taxonomy places the organism in Eukaryota, Metazoa, Chordata, Actinopteri, Perciformes, Serranidae. Gene Ontology annotation, biological process: actin filament organization. The record is from RefSeq and is a predicted model, not a curated record. Gene Ontology annotation, cellular component: cortical actin cytoskeleton; adherens junction; apical junction complex.
AAAUCGUAUCAUUAAUCCUGAGUUGAGUGUAUCGUUACAUCCCUACUAUAAUGCUCUGUAUCUCUCUGAUUUCCUAUUUCUACUUCAGAAAGGAGAAAGAUUGUUUUUAAUAAUGUGUUCUUCCUCUGUGUCUUCUCAUCUCUCUUGUUAACGUGUGAUCUCAACAUGUCCUCCUAUUCCUUUUCCUGCUUCUCCUUUCUUCACACGCUGCCCAUCAGGGCUAAAAUGGUUGAUGUUGUUUCGGCACGCACAAUGCCGUCAGAAUCCGAGGUUCAUGUGGCGAGGAGCUUUCUCACCAAGAUUUUGCGAAGCUCUAUGAGGAAAAACCGCUUCAAAGGGAAGAAUGAUCCAGGCUCGCGCCCCCAUUCCUGGCACUCCUCCAAGCUGACUGAAGAGGAGUCGGGGCCCGCUGGGCAAGGGGCCACCCCAGCACCAGUCUGGCAGCCAAAACAUGAAGCAAGGCCCAAAGAGUCGUCCAAUCAAGGGGAUCAGAGCACACAGCGCCAGCCAACCAGCCAGUUCAGUUCAGUGAACAACAUGGAGAGACUGGAGCGUCCCUGUCACCCCUGCCCACCAGGUCGCGUUUCCCCAGUUAAAUACAGCGCUGAGCCGCUCUCUGGACCCGGAGGCAAAAGAGACUCGGGGUUCAGCUGUUUUUCAAGCACCUCCAGCCCUCCGGUUCAUGACUCCAGCACGCCUGAUAGGAAGGGUACCAGCACUGAGAACAUUUUCUUCAAGGGCCCUCAGAGUGAAGGGGCUCAGCAGGCAGAGCGGCCCAGGUACCUGCAGUCCACUCUGGGGAACGGAGGCUGGGAGGGGUCACGGGGCGAGGAACAGCCUGCCUCUCGGGUCUCCAUCGCAGGGAGACCCAGCAUCGGCCCAGUGUGGCAGGUACCAGAGAAGAAGAAGUCUCAGUCUCCUCCUCCCCCACCUCCUCCUCUGCGCAGUGACAGUUUUGCCGCCACAAAGGUGUUCCCUUACUCUGAAGGGCCCAGUGGUCCAGCAAAGAGCCACGGCAGGUCAUUUGAAAAACUGGCAGAAAAUAACGACCAGAACAGCCACAGAUCUCACCAAGACAAAACCUCAGAGGCCAGACGCAGCUUCAACCCCCUGCCCACCAAAGACUUCCUCCAUCCCAACAUGGCAGCUGACCACAACCACAACCAGCUACACCCCAACAAACUCUUCUCCCUGUCCAGUAAUGAUGUACGACAGUCUCAUUACAGCCAACUACCUGCCCACCAGAGGCAAUACAGUGACGAAAGCCCUCUGUACCUGCAGACCAGGUCAGCACCUCCCACCAAGAUUCAGAGUGUAGGAAGCUACUAUCGCAGCCUCCAGGAUCUGCCCACAAACGCCUUCAGCCGCAAGCAGGUCAGACACUCCACAGCAUCCAUGGCAAGUUCAGCUGGAAACCCAAAUCUGGAGAAUGGGGGACACAGCAGAUACUACGGUCUGGCCAGCAAACAUUUGGUUCAGGCUGCUGAGCUUCAGGCCAGGCAGGGCAAAGCUGAGGGCCGCAGGGGGGAAAAAGAGAAACCUCACCGAGGAAACAGCAAUGAACCAGGCUUCCCAAGUUCCUUGAAGACAGAUGUUAAGGCAAAAUUCUCUCUACCUCAGUUCCAGCUGCCUUAUGGUGAAAAUAAGGAGCGCAGUGGCCAUUCCCAUCUGGGGAAUGGUCUACAUUAUGAGCACCAAACCUCUGAAGUUUCUGUUCGAAGCCGCAGCCCAGAAGAGGCUGCGAAGCGAGGUGAAGGGCACGCUAAUGACACGAAAAGACACUUCCCAACACAUCAAAGUAAUGACCAUAAGGUCAGUCUUUCGAGUCACCAGGACCCAUGGGUGCCACAAGAAGAUCAACGAAUAUCCCCCCUGAAAACCCCACUUCUCCACUCCCUGGCCCAGGAGAGUAGGAGUCUGACUGUGAGGCAACCGGCAGCUACAAAUACGGUAGUCUUGUCGACUCAGGAUGCAAGCGACUCCAUGGCUACCAGCGGGAAAACGAACCGCCGCAGCGACCGCUAUGCCACCACGCUCCGCAAUGAGAUCCAGCAGAAGCGAGCCCAGCUGCAGAAGAGCCGCAGCGCUGCAACCCUGACAUGUGAAGCUGUGGAUGAGGAGGUCGGGGAGUGGAGAUCCACAAAGACUUCUACAUCUUCCGGUGUCUCCUUCUCCAAUACCUACAAGGACCACCUGAAAGAGGCGCAGGCCAGGGUCCUCCAGGCCACCUCCUUCCAGAGGAGGGACCUUGAGCCUCUUGGACCAGAGGCGCCAGUAGUUAAAACCUCCAAUGGACGCAUAAGAGGACGUAAGCGCUUCCCCCUGGCCAAGAGGAUGCACUCCUUCUCAGAGCCAGAUAAGAUAGACAAAGUGGGAGUGGAGGGAGAAACCAACACAGGGUCUUUUGGAGAGCGGAGGAAGUUCUUUGAGGCCAAACCAACAUUUUCCAGGCCUGUGCUGAAGUCUAGUCAGGGUACAAACUUGAACCUAGACGUUGGUGAGAUAGGCAAACCCAAAGAGAGAACUCCCUCUGGAGAGCUGGAGGAGGAUCCCCAACACCUCAGCCCUGGACAUAAGCAGGACUUACUAGAGCAGCAGAGGCUCGGGACCUUCGCUGAGUAUCAGGCCACGUGGAGCAAACAGAAGAAGUCGUCAGAGGCCAAGACUCAAGGGAGGUACCACUCAGCAGAGAACAUCUUGGACGCAGACAGCGAAGAGAAGGCUGUGUGCAUCCACGAGAGAUCCCGAUCUUCUCCUUCUGCAGACUUCUAUACACAGAAUAAUCCUUCACCGUGGAGAGACCCUCCCAGCCAGCAGAGCAGUUGCAGAGGGAAAACCGAAAGCAGGCUGCGAUACCAGCCCGACCACAGCCCACAGUCGGCCCCGGCAGUCCCCAGAAACGAGGGCCCAGUCCCAGGCCUCACUGACCACAGGCCCAAACCAGAUGCUGCCAACCCCUCCCACACCACACACUCCUCAGGCCCUCGCAGCCUCAGCCCCAACCCAGGCUCCCAGCACCCAUCUCAGCUCGCACAAACCAAGGGCCAUCUGCCGCCGCCCAGGUCCCAUUUAGGCCCAGAAACCACAUCCUCUUCCCAGGAAUUCCUCGCUGGCGCCCAGGCAGACCCGGCAGCACUCCAGUCUCUGUCCAGCUGCAGCUCUGACACCCAGCACCAUGCUGCUGGCCAGAACUCCUCCGCCUGCCCCGCCCCGGCCAGCUCCCCUCACCUCAGCGGGACGUCCAGAGCAGAAAACGAGGUGGAGAAGGAGCAACCGCAGCCACCUUCCUCCUCAUCGCUGUCAUCCUCCCGGACGGCCGCGCUGUCUCUCCCCGGAGCGGAGCGAGCACGUUCUCCCUCGCCUCAGUUUGCGCCGCUGAGACUGACUGACAAACCGCCGGCCGUGUUCGUGCAGGAUGACUCACCGCUCAGGUCAGAGCAUGAUUUGAAGCUCCCAGCUGAGAUGGAUGUGAACAGUUUGGUGAGGAAGGUCCCCGUAAGGAUCAUCCAAGCCAAGAGCAGCUCUGAGCGAGAGGGCAGGGCCUACCUCCCUCAGACCAGCGAGACCUGCAGUGUGUUCGAGCCGCCGGUCCACAUCCCCUCCCUCAGCACCUCAGAGGGUCCGGCCUCGUCCCUGUUUAGCGCCUACACCCGCCAGGCCCCUCCUCAGGACGUUGGUCAGGAGUCAGUCCCAGAGUCCACUUCAGUGGUGGCUCGGCACUCAGAGGAGGCCAAGAGAGAGGAGCUGGCACGGGACAUCAUGGGUAAAGACAAGUCCCUGGCGGACAUCUUGGAUCAGAGUGGCAGGAUGACCACCAUGGACCUGAUGGAAGGACUCUUCCCCACAGAGGAGCAGAUCCUGGAGGGGGCCCUCCUGCGCAGGAGGGCCUCUGGCUCCAGACUGCCGACCUCGUCCCCCAGGAGCAUGGACAGGAGGGAGGAGGAGGACUUGUCUGUGUCAGCAGCAGCCUCCCUGGUCCCCAGCUCCUCCUACUACAACACAUCAGCUCCCAAAGCUGAGCUCCUGAUUAAGAUGAAGGACAUGCAGGAGCAGCUGGAGGAGCAGGACUCCGAGGACGAGCUGGACGUCGAUCUCGCCAGUAAAAAGAAAGAGCUCAUCACCAGCCUGGCGAGCAAGCUGGAGGUCCUGCGGGAGGCACGGCACAGCCUGCAGGAGGACGUGGAGGACAACGAGGCUCUGGGCCGGGAGGUGGAGGCCACGGUGCAGCGGCUCUGUCAGGCCAACCAGCUCGACAAGUUCUGCAUGUUUGUGGGCGACCUGGACAAGGUGGUGAGCCUGCUGCUGUCACUGUCAGGGCGUCUCGCACGGGUGGAGAACGCCCUCAACAGCCUGGAGGACGAGGCCCCGCCAGAGGAGAAGCGGACCCUGACGGAGAAGCGUAAGCUGCUGAUGCAGCAGCACGAGGACGCCAAGGAGCUGAAGGAGAACCUGGACCGUCGGGAGCGGCUGGUCUCCAGCAUCAUGGAGGCGCACCUGGACUCAGAAAGCCUCGACGACUACCGCCACUUUGUGAAGAUGAAGUCGGCCCUCAUCAUCGAGCAGCGUAAACUGGAGGACAAGAUCAAGCUGGGCGAGGAGCAGCUGAAGUGCCUGGUGGACAGUCUGCCGCUGGAGCAGAGGCCGCUGCUCUGACACUGUUCACAGAGAAAUACUGCAUCAACACUGAGGCACCAGUUGGGGGUGCUACAUGUAGCAUUUUGAUAUUAAUGUCAUUGUUAAAUUGUGUUCAUGGCUGAGAGGAUUUCAGUUGUAUUGUUAUUGUUUGUCAACAUUAAUAUUACUCAUGAGACCCUUUUUGACCAAAUAAUUCUAGAAACGAAGGAGCCCAGGAGCUAAAUUAGCUCAGUUGGCCCAGUUGAUUAAAUAAACAACGACUUCUUUGAGACCUAAUUUUUGCACAACGACCUGACAAGAACACAAAGACAUUGUGUUGUCAUUUGUAAUUAACUGAUUGUGUAAAUGGAUAUUGUACAGAAUAUAUAGAGAGAGAUUUUAAAAAAGGAGACUGAAAAAGUCAGAAGAUGCCUCUUUGUAGGAAUUUUUUUUACAUCUAUUAGUAUCCCAAAGUCAAGGUAUUUAAGGUUUACUGAUUCUUUAAAACCUUUUGAAUUAUCACUAUUGGAGGCACUUUUAACACAAAAACCUGAAGUUAAACAUUACUUCUGAAGACUUCCAGACAGAUUUUUACAUGAUUAAAUAAUUUAUUAAGAAAGUGAAGUGCUGCAUUCAUUCAAAUUUCACAUCUAUACAUACAAACCAAAUAAUGUUCACAACAAUUAUGUAGCUUUGGCUGUCUCUUCACAUCACAGUGUUCCCAGUCUCCCUUUUAUUAUUUGUGUUUCUGAAUUGUUGUAUUUAAGUUGAAUCAUGAGCUGCAUGUGGCUGGCUUUGUAAUUAAUUACCAUCAAGUGUGUUUUAUUUUAUUCAUAUUUUUUUAGUAAUUUAUUGUAGCCUUUUUGAAAACUUCCAUGGAGAAAGGGGAACUGAUUCCCCAGUAAUUUAUUUUCAUUCAUGACGUACUUUUUGGUUUUCAAAUGAAGUGAAAUGAAGAUUUCAAAAUGCUGUUAUCCUCUUGUCAGCCAUGAUAUGAAGUUAGCUUUCCCGGUUUUACAACAAGCCUUCACUUCCUCUGUGUAGUGUGUUAUUCUAUAAGGUUCAAUGUCACUUUUAUAUAUCAUGAAUAUCUCAUUUUGGAGUGAAACUCUUAAUUUAUGCUAGAAUAAGAUCUGAAAGCUAAGCAUUAUUCUCAUAAAGACAAUGUUGACUUUUUCCAGCAUAUGAUACAAUAGACUGCUAAUAUUCCCUGGAUGGUUUUCAUUCACACUCGGUGCUCUUAGCUGAAGCUACCAUCCAAAAACUCAACACCACCGGACUCCUUUAUCUUUUGUACUUUCUCAGAGUGACAGGACUGAGGCACUGCUGGUGUUUCUGUGGAGGUUAAUCCAAAAGUUAGCACUUUACUCUCUGGUUUUGACCCCUUCAUGGGACUCUUUACAUAUAUAUAUAUAUAUAUAUUAUAUAUAUAUAUUUAUCUGAAGACGUGCCUCCUGAAGCCUCCCACCACUGUGAACUUUAAGGAUAUGGGCAUGCCUCUGGGUACUAUAUAUGGCCCACAUGCUAUACAUGUAUGCAGUGCACUCUUUUACCAAUUACAAAGCAAUAAAAUGAUAAAGCUAGA